CAUGUUGUCUUGGGAGGGAAGCAGUGAAAGGAGGAGAGGAAAUGGAGGAGUGCUGAUACAAAAGGGAGGAGACUGAGCCAGAGACUGCAGCUGGUGGAAGCCCAACAGUCUCAACCUUCCCUAUAUAUAUAUAUGUAAUGGUUCCUCUGCAGUUCUUCCAAGGAUCAUGGGUCUGGGCCGCCAUAAACUGGUUGUCUUAGUCCUCAUCUUGUCCAUAUCAGUCCUGCUCUAUCUCCUUCUCCCCUCUGCAAGGAAUGAGCAAGAGGAGCCAAAAGCUGAGGUCCCCCGUGCAGAACCCCAGGACAGCAUGAACUUUACCGUGCGGACAGGUAUCCAGAACGGAGACUGGCCCACCUUCUACAGGGAAGCCGUACCAAGGAGCAGCCUGGAAGGGGCCACAGCAGAAAGGUUCCCAGUGCUUUUAUUGCACGGCCGCUCGUUCACUUCGAAAAACUGGGAAGAACUGGGGACGCUGCAGAUCCUGUCUGAACACGGAUACCGGGCUGUGGCCAUUGACUUACCAGGGUAUGGGGAGUCACUAAAAGCUCAGCCUAUGUCUUCGGAGAAAGGCCGCACAGAGUAUCUCCUCCACAUCAUGGAAGCACUGGGCACACGACAGCCGGUCAUCAUUAGUCCAUCUAUGAGCGGCCUCUUCUCCUUGCCUCUCCUCCUGCAGCACCCUGACCGGCUAAGGGGGUUUGUUCCAGUGGCUCCUGUGGGGACAAAGAGCUUCAAACCACAGCAGUACCAGCAAAUCCAGGUCCCCACCCUCAUUGUAUACGGCACAGAGGAUAUAAAUCUGGGCAGCCAAUCUCUUGAGAGCUUGCAGCACCUUCCAAACCACACACUGAGCCCCCUGAAAGGAGCUGGACAUGCGUGUUACAUGGACAGACCGGAGGAGUUCCACACAGCUCUGCUGAUGUUCCUUAGUAAACUCUAAUUCCCAUCAGAUAACAGGAAUCUGAGAUCUGGAGCCUUCGUGAGAUGACCGGGAGAAGGAUCUCGCUGGUCAUGAAGGACUUGCUGGGCAUAGUUGUGCUGCCUGUGACCUAGAUCUGGUGUGCGACGAGAACUCUUGCUAUUUAAACAUUAUGAGAAAAGAAAGGCAAGUGGGAGGAGGUGAUAUUAUUAGGGUGAGGUUUAUUUGGGUAAAGGCGUAUCAGCCAUAACUUAUCACAUACAGUAUAAUCAAGGGGUCUGGGACCUCAGAGCCCACUACUAUACAGGUAGUGGAAAAGUCUUCCAAAGUUGUUGUUCACAUUUUUCACCAUUUCAUGUUAAUUCCAACAUCUAAUUUUGAAAAAUGUCUUUACAAUAUAUGUUAUGAGUGGUGAAAGAUAAUUUAUUUAUUUUUUUUCUGUUGUAGAGCUGCAAAUUUCUUGUAUAGACAUGGAUGUAAAAUGCACAAAAAGGGAAAGAAAAAAUCGGAGUCAUUUUUGCAAACAAGUACCGUGUCCAAUGGACACAAAUUUGAUUGAGAUGACAAUGCAGACAAAUUAAAACACAUAUAUUGUGAGGAAUACAGCACAAAAGGUGAUAUCUCCGGCUCCGCCAUCUAAAAAUUGAUACAUGCUCUUAAAGUCUGAAAUAUGCGGUCUGUAUCUAGGGGCAACCAAAAAAAAAAGUAAAAUGGUUGCAAGGUGUAAACAUCAAUAAAAGUGCAUAAUUUUGUAUAUUGCACCUAAACAUUCAUAGCGACAAUAGCAGCAACCCAGAAAUGGGGUAAAAGGUGCUCGCAAGGAACAAAGGGUCAUGUGCAUAAUGAUGUAAACAAGAACCCAAUACAGAAAAAGGACCAAUAUUACCAAGUAAAGAAGGCUGGUGGGCAGACGCAGGGAUAGCACCACUCCAACGCACGUUUCGGUACGCCACCUUCGUCAGGGAGUCCCAAGUAAAAUGACAAAAUUCCGUCUUCCUCCAGCUAGGGAGCUUACUGUAAAUUGUGUUAUAUCCUGGAAUACUUCUUUUAUAAAAUUAAACUUUUUGUAAUUUAUUUAAAAAAAAUUUUUUUUUUUUUUUUUUAACAGGCUUCCGGCAUAAAAAAAAAGAAAAAAAAAACUGUAUAUACCUGCCGCUGAUGCAUGCAAUAACCUGCUCCAGCCUCCGCUGUGGUCCUCUUUCUGGCUGCAGGUGGUCAAACCGUCACACUGCGACUUAGAUAAUGGCCGGCCACAGCGAUGUCUCAGCCAGCGAUAGGCUAAGCGGCAGUGUGACCUAUUCGGCCCCAGCCCCGGUCUUCUUCCUAGUGCUGGGGCCGAUUACAUCACGCUACCACUUAGCCUAUCGCCAGCCAAGGCGGGACAUUGCUUUAGCUGAUGAAUAGCUAAGCUGCAGAGUGCACGUCCUCCUGUGCAGGCUCACUGUGUUAAAGUGGCCACUGCGCUAUUAAGCAGUGGCAGGGCCAGCCUGACCAUGGAGCUAGGUGGCACAAUAUAAAAAAAAAAUUGAAUAAAAAAAAAGGCAACAAAGUGCCCCCUGGGACCAUGGUCCCACUGGGUCCCAUGGUAGGGCCGGCCCUGGCAGUGUGCCAGACUGACCUCUGGCAGCCAGGAAGAGGAUCGCUGCGGAGGGCAGAGCGGGUUAUUGGGGGAGCUGUGGCAGGUAUGUACAGUUUGACUGACUGACUGUUCUUUUAUUUCUAUUAUUUUUUUUUUUUUUUUAUUUAAUGCCAGCAGUCUGGGGAAGUUUGAAAAAAUAUUUGUAUCCCAGAGUACUCCUAUUUAAGUCUAAAGAGAACCUGUCACCUGAAACAU
Messenger RNA from Hyla sarda, 2753 nucleotides. RefSeq names its product abhydrolase domain containing 14A (gene ABHD14A). NCBI's taxonomy places the organism in Eukaryota, Metazoa, Chordata, Amphibia, Anura, Hylidae. The record is from RefSeq and is a predicted model, not a curated record. Gene Ontology annotation, cellular component: cytoplasm. The coding region runs from base 167 to 940 and encodes 257 amino acids. The transcript is spliced from 4 exons.